GCGGAACUAAACCUCCUCGGAACCUAAAAAAUCGCGCGGGCGUUCAGCUGCGCCGCGUUUCCUGCGGACUCGGACCCUUGACUCUGGGACAAGAUGGCGGCUCCCUUGCUCCGCGCUGUCCGUGCUGCUGCUGCUGCCACCCCUUCGUCUCUGUGGCAUGCUCCGGGCAUGCGUGGGGCCGGCUCGUUGGCGUCACUGCCUCCGGCCACCGUCCCCUCGAGCCGCGGGGAGUUUGUGGUGACUAAGCUUGACGACCUCGUCAACUGGGCCCGCAGGAGCUCACUAUGGCCCAUGACGUUUGGCCUGGCGUGCUGUGCGGUGGAGAUGAUGCACAUGGCCGCCCCGCGCUACGACAUGGACCGGUUUGGCGUCGUGUUCCGUGCGUCCCCGCGCCAGGCGGAUGUCAUGAUCGUAGCCGGGACACUCACCAACAAGAUGGCGCCUGCCCUGCGCAAGGUUUAUGAUCAGAUGCCUGAACCUCGCUGGGUUAUCUCCAUGGGAAGCUGUGCCAAUGGAGGUGGCUACUACCACUACUCUUACUCAGUGGUGCGUGGCUGUGACCGCAUCGUCCCCGUUGACAUCUACGUGCCCGGCUGCCCUCCCACAGCGGAGGCUCUCCUCUACGGAGUGCUGCAGUUGCAGAAGAAAAUCAAGAGGCAGAAAGUGAUCCAGAUGUGGUAUCGGAAGUAGACAGCCACCACCACCGUCACCACCGUCACCACCGUCACCACCAUCAACAUCUCCAUCGCAACCGCCGCCUCCACCAUCGCUGCUACCACCGCCACCACCGCCACCACCGCCACCACCGCCAGGACCACCACUGCCACCGCCACCACCGCCACCAGGACUGCCAGAAUCGGCGCGUCUGCUGCUGCUGCUGUGGUUUUGGCUCGCGAUUAGCACGAUUGGCUACAUAGAGGUUCAACGUAUAGACAUGCAACACACAGACAUGCAACACACAGACAUGCAACACACAGACAUGCAACACACAGACAUGCAACAUACAGACAUGCAACAUACAUAUAACGUAAUACUUACAACGUGCAUACGUGGCGUCCGCGUGUUCCCCGUGGGUCGAGUGUCGGUUUGUCCGUGUGUCUUGAGUGUGUGUACGAGUGUGUACGUGUGUGCGUCCUUGUGGGGAGCGGUGAGUGGUACGCUGCGCUAAGAACCCGGCCACCCGAGUUCGAAUCCCGCUCACGGCCAACACCAGUGAUAGAGAUUGUCUGAACCUGGUCCUGGGCCUCCCCUAGGUCGACUCAGCCUCAAAAUGAGUAGCUGGUGCAGCAGUGGCGUGUGGUAGUAAUCAUCGUCACCUGGGGGAAAGACAAAGGCGGCCGGGCGUGGUGCUGGCCACCCACCCCCUCGUGUGCCACAGUGCCGGUAGCCUUAAUUGGUGCUGCUGGCUGCUCGCUACUCUCAGCCCCUGCCCCAACAGUCUGUUCGAGGCUGCACGGGUGAUAUUUGUCUGUGUGUGUGUAUAGGCACUCGCUACUAGCAACACUUGCCCCAACAGUCUGUUAGAGGCUACACGGGGGAUCUUUGUCUUUGCUGUGUGGUGUGGUUUUAGCGUGCUGUUCUUGCCUCGGGUGUAAAUCUCUCUCCCCUCUCCUCUCUGCGCGCGCGCACAAAAUAAACCACAAACAGCCCCGGGGCGAACGUAA
Messenger RNA from Lethenteron reissneri (Far Eastern brook lamprey), 1664 nucleotides. RefSeq names its product NADH-quinone oxidoreductase subunit B-like. The record is from RefSeq and is a predicted model, not a curated record. Gene Ontology annotation, molecular function: NADH dehydrogenase (ubiquinone) activity; quinone binding; 4 iron, 4 sulfur cluster binding. Lineage: Eukaryota; Metazoa; Chordata; Hyperoartia; Petromyzontiformes; Petromyzontidae. Gene Ontology annotation, cellular component: respiratory chain complex I. Gene Ontology annotation, biological process: aerobic respiration; mitochondrial respiratory chain complex I assembly; electron transport coupled proton transport.